Molecule: messenger RNA, 2935 nt
Organism: Caenorhabditis angaria
Lineage: Eukaryota; Metazoa; Nematoda; Chromadorea; Rhabditida; Rhabditidae
Source: the annotation of a GenBank genome assembly
AUGUGGGCCAAUUUCACAAUAUUUCUACUGCUCGUCAGUAGAGUUUUAUCAAAUUUCAGUGGCUCCGAAGCAUAUUUUGAUAGUAGUGAAGAGGCUCCGAAUAUUAUUUUGAGCCAUGUAAGUUCUUCGAAUUUUUUUUCGUUCACAAAUCAAUUUUUGAAUUCAGAUGGAAGAUGUCGAUUUGAAAAAUUCUCAAGAUCGAGAAGAUGGUCGAAAUGACACUUCUACUUUACCAGUUUUUGUGCCAGGUGAGAAAAUGCUCAUUUGCGGAUGAAAUAUGAUUAUUGAGUGAGAGAGAAAAGUGUGACAGAGCACACAAAAAAUCAAACUUUUGCAGUUGUCAUAAUUUAUGAGAUGGGAGGGAGCAGCGAGAAACCCGGCGGGCAAAAUUUAUGAGGGGUAUACUGUGGGGUUUGACGUGUGACCAGAUGUACGAAAAAAAAACUUCAGGUUUUUUUUGAAACUUUUUCUCUCUUUUAAGUAAGAGUGCGUGGAAUUUUGAAUGACCAUGCUCCAAACGUAUCUCUCAUCUAAAUCUCUCCGACAAAAAUUGGCUGGCUCGCUUUUUUUUCUUUCUCAAUGAGCCUCGAAUAAUUUGAUUUGUAACCAAUUCGAAUCGGAAACGAAGCAAAAAAAGAAAAAAAGAAGAUGAAGAAAAAGAAGAGGACAAAAGAGAAGGUCCACAAAUCAAAAUGGGUUAAUGGGAUAAUCAGUUGUUGUUGCAUGUUGAAGAUACAUGGUGUGUUAGGAUGACGCAAGAAAAAAAAACUGAGUAUGAGUUUGGGAUAAAAAAUAUUCUGAAAAUUGGAAUCACGAGGAACUUAAAGUUAAAAAUACUCAAGGGAAGUUUUCUAGAACUUCAAUUUGAAAAAAAGUUCCAGAACUUUGUUUUUUGUUAAAAAUAAUAGGAUUGUUUAUGGAACCAGUUUUAGUUCAGAUUUUAUUUUUAAAUGAAUCCCCAGGGGUUCAACAUUAAUGUGCACUGAAGAAAAUAUCGAAAACCACCUAUAAACCUUUAGUUCUUUUUAAGUAAGAACUUAAGCAAUGGUUUGAGUUCGAAACCUUUGGUUUCAUCUCUAACAAAUUUAUUGAACUUCAAAUAUCUAAUUUUCUAGGAUCAUCAAAACGACUUACCGAAUACCUUCUAUCAAAACAUAAUCUGAAUGCUCCACCUGAUGGUCUUCUUAACGUUCACUAUGAACUUGAACUUGUUCACAUUCUCGGAAUCGAUGAACUCAAGCAAACUAUGACAGUUUUGAUCUACGUUGAUGAACAUUGGCAAGAUCCAUCACUUGUUUGGGAUCCGGCACUCUACGGUGGAAUUAAGAAAACAUGGAUUCCAAUCGAUAAAAUUUGGGUGCCCGAUAUUAUUAUUUUCAACAUGUGAGUUUGACAAAAUUUGAUUAAUUAUUUUUGAAAUUGCGCAUUUCACUGAAGAAAAAAGAAAAAAGAGAAAAAGGAACGGCAAUUAUAAUACGACAUGUAUACAUUCAUAAAUAAUUGUUACAUGCGAGAUUAUUAAAUUUUUGUUCCAAGAAAUCUUGUUAAAAAUGAAAAAGAGAAAGAAAAAAGUUAUAUAUUAUUAAAAUGUUUUCUUGUUUUGAACUGGGCUCCCAAGCCCAUCUGAAGGGUAAAAGCUUCCAGGUUGGCUCAUGAAGAUUUACUGUCAGCAGUCCGAGCUCCUGCAAGAAUUCAUUAUAAUGGAACUGUAGUUGCUUCACAUCCUGCGGUUCAUACAGUAUCUUGUGAGAUCAAUAUCAGAAAUUUCCCAUUGGAUCAUCAAAAAUGCGCAAUAGAAAUUGCAUCUUGGGCUUAUGGACAAGAAAAAAUUCGACUUCACGCUCACACAGAUCAUUCUCUUGAACACUACAAACGAAAUGAAGAAUGGCAUUUGAUUCGAAUAAAUGUGACCGAAGAGAAAUAUGUUCACGAAGGAAUUGAGGUUUCCGAAGUGAAGUUUGAACUUUAUGUGCAACGUCGACCUCUAUUCUACAUGGUUACUCUCACAUUUCCAUCUUAUAUUAUGUGUGCAAUUUCGGUGGUUGGAUUAUUUGCGAGAUUUAGUACAACUGGAGAACGAGAAGAGAGAUUUACUCUUGGAGUCACUGCUAUUCUUACAAUGGCUGUCUUGUCGCUGGUUGUUAGUGAGAAGGUUCCACAUAGUUCAACACAUGUACCAUUGCUGGGUAAGUAUUUUAGUCUAUACUUUUUUGGCUGAAAUUGUUAUUGAUGAAUGUUUUUAUUUACAGUUGCAUAUUUUCUGUUCAAUAUGGUUAUUGUUUCGAUUGCUGCAAUGACUACAGGAAUUGUUAUGAAAGUACACAGAUUGGGAAGACAUGGAGAUGAACCAUCGGAUUUUUGGUUGAAACUUUUCCUAAUUAAACCAAUUUGCCAAUUUAAUAGACCUAAUGUUAGUUUUUUUUAAAUUUUCCAACAUUUAUUUUUCUCAACUCCUACAUUUAGAAACGAAAAUAUAAGAUGAAUCCGGAUGAGCCGAACCACGUGGUACUUGUGUCUGAAACAAAAAAUGGUGAGAUAAAGAAUGGCAUCCUCCCCCAACAACAAACACAACAAGUGCAAAUCAUCAAAGAUCCAGUUCACGCAAGAUUAGAGGCUCUUGAAGAAUAUAUCAAGAAAAUGAUGCAUCGAUGUGAACAUAUUCAGGUACGUGUCGAUCAAAAGACAACUGGUGAAACCCAUAAAUUUUCCGCAAACAAUAUUUAUGGGUUUCGGUGAUUUCUGCACAAAAUUGAAAUUGAUAAAUCACUUUUAGCUCGAGAUGAACGAAAUGGAAAGUCAAGAUAAUCUGGCCGAAACUCGUCGAAGAUCAACAAAUGGAUAUGUGAAAAUCAGCGAACGCCUUGAUCUUAUAUUUAUGACUUUCUUCCUUACAACAGUUACCAUUCCAGUCGCCGUUCUCUUUUAUUUGACUUAA